AACUCAUUCUUCCAUUUUCUCUCUUUUAGGUCUUCUUCAAAACCUUCUUUCUCUCUGACAUUAGAUCCGAGAGAGAAAGAACAAAAGAGAGAAAGAGGUCCUUUCUCGAGAGAGAAAUAUAACAAUAUAAACCAACAUUAUUAUGGGUAAUUGUAGCAGUGCACCUAAAACCAAGGAAGAUGACAAUGUCCCGGAACCUGAGGCUCAAAAAGAAGGUUCAUUGAAGGGCAACAAUGAAGAGGUUAAGGUAGAUCAACAAGAAGAAAAAACCAUUGAAACCACAAGCAGUGAAGAGAAGAAGAGUGAUGCUGAUGAUGAGAAUAAGGCUGUUGAAGAUGAUGACAACAACAGACAAUCUCUUGGAGCUUUACUCAAUGAGGACGAAGAGAAGAAGGAAACCGAAAAGAAAGCCGAUCAACCCGAAGUUGCAUUAGCUCCAAAAGAAGAAAAGGAAGAGCCAAAGACAGAGGUAAAGGAAGUCCCAACUGAAACAAAGACAGAAGAGGAGGCAACACCAAAGGAAGAGACCGAGAUAACAACAAUCGAAGAAGUAAAAACUGAGGUUAAAGAAACCUCAGAAGAGAAGAAGCCUGAAAAUGCACCUGUUGUAGCAUAAAACAAAAGAAUGGAAAAAGGAAAAAAAAAAAAUGAAGACCUCCCAAAGGGAAUAAAUAUGCAAGAGCUUGAAAAACUUUUGUACUUUAACGUUGAAGAUAUAUAACUUUGUGUUUCCAAUUUUGUAUUGAAGCACAAAGCAAAUUAGUCUUUGCA
Ziziphus jujuba (common jujube) is the source of this 771-nucleotide messenger RNA. RefSeq lists its product as uncharacterized. The coding region runs from base 143 to 616 and encodes 157 amino acids. The record is from RefSeq and is a predicted model, not a curated record. NCBI's taxonomy places the organism in Eukaryota, Viridiplantae, Streptophyta, Magnoliopsida, Rosales, Rhamnaceae. The transcript is spliced from 2 exons.